UGCACUGUGAUCAAUAUGUUGUAAAAUUUCCUAAUUUCUGGAAUAUGAAUCAAAUCAUGGAUGAAAGUUUUACAGAGCUGUUGUAUUGAUGGCGCACUGAAAUUCCUUUUCAAUUUGCAAAAAAUUAGUUUUGGGAACUUAUUAGUGGUUUUGCUGAAACUAGAUGAUUGAUUCCAGGCUUGUGAAUUUUUAGUUGCUAAGGAAAUGCUUCAAGAGAAAUGAGUUUGAUAUUUGCAGUUCUGUGCAGAUCAGUUAUUGUUGUACUUACUACUGUUUUGCACAAGAGGGGGGCUGUUCAGGCAGGGAGAAUUCAUUGCUGCCUUUCGUUUAACAUCUCAAUCUCAGAUCAGCGUUUAACAUAACUCAGUUUAUGUUGAUCUGCUGCUACUGGCCCUAGACUGAAAGGCCUAACUGAAGCUUCAUCUUAUUGUAGGUUGGAUAGAAAAAUGCGAGGAGGAUUUACAAGACGAGGACGCAGGUUGGCUCUUCUCGAUGAUGAUGAAGAAAAUGCUCAUGAGGAAGAAAUUCAUGUCGAAGAGGAAGAAUUGGAGGAAAAUGAUACAGUGAGCGGAAAUGGUACAGUGAAGGACCAUCCUACACAUGAUCAAGAAGGCCGUAUAUUCAUUCAUCUCAGGAAUGAUGGAUUAUUGUACCCUUCCAGAGCUGUGGCGAACAUAUUGAAAGAUGCUUUCCAAAAUAUAGUGCACCCAACUGCAUUCUCACAAGCAAAACUUGAUGAUUCAUGCAUUGAAUCCUAUUGGCAAGAAUUUAAGGCCCAUGCCAAUAUUGAGAACUAUAAUCAAGACCUUGCCAAAAGUGCUUUUCACACAAGAUGCAAGCGUAAGUAUGGCAAUCAUAUCUACAGACUGAAAAAUAGGAAAAGAAAGCCUGCUUACUUCACGGAUGCAUUGUGGGAAGACUACACUAAAGCAUGGAAUACGGCUGCGUCUAUCAAGGUUUCCGAGAGAUGCUCGAAGAAUCGUAAACAAGGAUAUGAGAAAGCCCCCGGCACACAUUGUAACGGAUCUGUUUCAUUUGACGUUACAGUGGAAAAGAUGAUUAAAGAGAAUAAUGGGAAGAUGCCUAAGUUUGUAGAAUUUUAUAUAAGGGUUCACACGCGAAGAGGCAAAGAUUCACCGGGGGAGUUGUGUUCGCAGCGCGCCAUAGAAAAAAUGGAGCAAGUUAAGGCAAGAGCCGAUGAGUUGCGGGCUGCUGGGGAAGUAGAUCCAGAUUUUGAUCGCAUUUACCUUGACCUUUUUGUGAAGAAUAUGAAGAGAAAACAAAUUCCCGGAGCUGGACAGGCCACAAGCAUUUAUUUCGCUGAUGCUAGCAGUUCGUCCACUGGGGGCUCAGGCGUUAGCACGGAAGAGUUACAAGCAAUGCGAGAACAAAUCACAAUUGAGAUGCGCGCGGAGCAGGAGCAGCGAUAUGCGGAGCUGGAGAUGCAAAAUGCAGCGUUGAAAGCGGAGCUGGAUAGUCAAAGUGCAGAGCGUGAUGCUGCUUUAGCGCGUCAAAAAAUGGAGUUACGCGCUGAAUUUGAGAAAGAAAAUGAGAGGAUGUUAGAACUAUUGUUGGAUCUUACUAAAAAGGUUAACCGAAUUAGUAAAAACUGA
This is a messenger RNA of Salvia hispanica, 1613 nucleotides long. RefSeq lists its product as uncharacterized. Lineage: Eukaryota; Viridiplantae; Streptophyta; Magnoliopsida; Lamiales; Lamiaceae. The record is from RefSeq and is a predicted model, not a curated record.